Perca fluviatilis (European perch) is the source of this 1154-nucleotide messenger RNA. RefSeq names its product galactose-specific lectin nattectin-like. The coding region runs from base 149 to 619 and encodes 156 amino acids. Gene Ontology annotation, molecular function: signaling receptor activity. The transcript is spliced from 9 exons. NCBI's taxonomy places the organism in Eukaryota, Metazoa, Chordata, Actinopteri, Perciformes, Percidae. The record is from RefSeq and is a predicted model, not a curated record.
CUGUCAUUCAGCUUUUUCUGAGCUUUUUGAAGAGCCUUGAGGUAUCCCUCCUGCUGCUGACUCUAGAACUCAUCUCUCUCCUGUCAUUCAGUGACAGUCAUUAGCUUGUUCUUCUCCUCAUUGUCAGCCAAUCACCACCUCAGCAAAGAUGGCAUCAGUCGUUCCGUUUGCUUUGUUGCUCUGUUUGUCCAGCAGUCUGUUGACUGCAUAUGGUGCACCUUGCUGUCCUCCUGACUGGACACAGUUUGGCUCUCGCUGUUUUGCUUUCUACAGCGAGCCAAAGACCUGGAUCGAUGGAGAGAACUUCUGCAUCUCCGCUGGUGGGAAUCUGGCUUCCCUCCACUCAGAUGCGGAACAUAAAUUUGUCAAAGACAUCAUUUUCAAAGUGACUAAUACACAAAAAACUUGCUGGAUCGGAGGCUUUGACGCAGUGAAGGAGGGUACGUGGAUGUGGACUGAUGGAUCCAAAUUCGACUACAAAAUCUGGAAUGCGGGGGAGCCUAACAACUACGGGGGAGCAGAGAACUGUCUUACGAUGAACUGGGAUGGAGCAAACUGGAACGACUUGGCUUGUACCAACCAGAAUUCUUUUGUGUGCUCCAAGAACCUGUGUGUGUAACUCUACCACACCAUCAUGAUGCCAAUCCAGCUCAUCUAUAAUCUCUAUCAUUGAUUGCCUUUCAGAUUGUUCAGCAGACAGAAACAGCUCUCUGCUGACAGAUGACUCCCUUUCACGUUUAUUAUCUGAAGAGUUAGGGAACAGUUCACAUUUGGGUUUAAAAUUAGACAGAAACUGGCUCACUGAGCUGGACAAAACUUUACUUUUAUUUAGUUUACUCAAUAUUGUCUGUUAUAAACGGCACCCACUCAUCUGAUAAAAUAUUAACACACUAAUUAGAUUUCUCUCUGAUAAUUAUUGUUCAGCUCAAUACAACUCUCAUGUGUGUACGCAAAAUAAUUAUAUGAUAGAAAAUAAAAAUAAACAUUUUGUUGGACCUUUCUGUGAUACAAGAGGAGAAUGCAACUGUAAUAACACUUCAUAAUAACCAUUAAUAAUUCAUAUAGUCCACUGGUUUAAUGAACUGGUUACUUUUUAUUCUUAAAACUGAUCUGUUGUGUUCUUUUAUUCAUCUGAUUUCCUUUACUAUAUAAUC